UGUUUUGCGCCAAAUUUGGCCCGAAAUUUACAGUCUUUCACCGCUGCUCAAAGCUAAAACUAAAAGGCCUAAAGCCUUCUCCAUCUUCUCUCUGUCGUCUCAAACGCCUCUCUUCUUUUCUUUUUGAAACGUUUCUUUUCGCUCCUUUCUUUGAAAAAAAAAACCGUUGUUAGGGUUUCUUCCUCUAUUUUAUCCAUGUUCUUGGAAAUUUCAUGUGCUUUCAAUUCAAUUCGUCGUCUCGGCGUUCUAAGUUACCUUUCAGUUUUGGGGUUUAUGUGACAUGCAGGCCAUUGAUUCUUCACGCAGUUCGAAUAUUUCCAUUCUCUGCAUUUCCUCAAUUUGGGAAAUACCCUUCUUCUCUUUCUCAAUUGCACCCUGUUUUUGUUCCAUUUCAGCUUUUGGGGUUUAACGAUCCAAGUCUCCUUCAAUUUGGGUAAUUUAUUAGGGUUUUUAUUGUUUCUUAUUUGAAUUUCAUUUCAAAGGGCAAAAACCAAAAAAAGCUUUUAUUUUCUAAUUUGGUCAGUGCUUUAGGGUUUUGGGUGGUUGUGGGAUGAAUAGUGUAUUCAGUGAACAGAUACUUGCAGAAAAGCUCUCCAAGCUCAAUAGCACUCAGCAGUGUAUCGAAACAUUGUCACAUUGGUGUAUAUUUCACCGGAGCAAGGCAGAACUGGUUGUUGCAACAUGGGAUAAACAGUUUCGCAGCUCAGAGAUGGUUCAGAAAGUCCCCCUCCUGUACCUCGCCAAUGAUAUUCUACAGAACAGCAAACGUAAAGGAAAUGAAUUUGUUAAUGAGUUCUGGAAAGUCCUUCCAGCAGCCCUGAAAGACCUUCUUGAGAAGGGUGAUGAUCGUGGGAAGAAUGUGGUUUCUAGACUGGUAGGUAUAUGGGAAGAAAGAAGAGUCUUUGGGUCCCGAGCACGAAGUCUAAAGGAUGUCAUGCUUGGUGAAGAAGUGCCUCCACCAUUGGAAUUAAGCAAAAAACGUCCACGCUCUGCCUCUGUCAGAAUUGUAAAGCGGGAUUCACGAUCCAUUAAAACGAAGUUGUCAAUUGGGGGCACAACUGAAAAAAUAGUUUCAGCAUUUCAUUUGGUGCUCAGUGAACAGCCAACUGAGGACGAAGAGAUGAGUAAGUGUAAGUCAGCAGUUCAUUGUGUGAGGAAGAUGGAAAAAGAUGUGGAUAUUGCUUGUGCAAUUGAAAAAGAUCCAAAACGAAUAACUUUGGCCAAAGAACUAGAAGAUGAAGAAAAUCUUCUGAAAGAGUGCAUUGAGAAACUCAAGUCAGCUGAAGCAAGUAGAGCAGCACUUGUAUCGCAGUUAAAAGAAGCUCUUCAUGAACAGGAAUCUGAGUUGGAGAAUGUUCGAACCCAGAUGCAGGUAGCACAAGCACAGGCAGAGGAAGCCUGUAACAUGCGGAAGCGGCUCAAUGAUGAAGAUUAUGUAUCAACAUCAUCUGCUACAACAAUCCUGUCAAUUGAUGCCAAUGCAAAACCUGGAGAAACACCUAAGAGGACGGCUGCAGCUAUCGCAGCUGAGGUUGCAGACAAGCUUGCAGCUUCUAGCUCCUCUCAAAUGAUCAUGCACUCUGUUCUUUCUACAUUUGCAGCUGAAGAAGCAAAAAGUGCUGGUCUAACAAAGGCGUCCUCUCAGUCGAACUCCCUCACAUCAGUACCUGUCAGUUCUGUUACUGAUGCAAUUUCGAAAUCAGAGAAAUCGAUGCCAGUUGCAGAUCCUAAUGUUUUUAUUCCAGCACAAGCACUUGUUGCCCCAAUAAACCAUUCUUAUCAAUCAGUUGUGGUGCCUCCACCAGCCAUGCAAAGCCAAACCACCUCUCAAGCUCAAUAUCACAUGCUUCCUAACGUGUCCUCACAACAGUUUUUGCAGCCAUCAGGGGGAACUAUAUACGGUAGUUAUGGUGGUAUGCCACCAUUGCCACCUGGACCACCGCCACCACCUCCCUAUAUGGUUAGUCCUAUGGUACCUCUGACUCCACAACCGUUGCCAAUAACUCAGCAGCAGUCGGUACCAUCGGCUCAGCAAACCCCUUUGACUCAGCAGCAACUGCUGCCCUUAACUCAGCAACCACCUGUGCCUCCUAGUUUCCGGCCUCUUCAACCGCCGGGAAUGGUGUACUAUGGUCAUCCACCACAUUCAUAGUAAAUAAGAUCUUUUAGAUUAGGCAGAUGAAAAUUUUGAAAUUUUGUUUGUGAUAAUUUGGAAUUGUCGAGAUAAUCACUUGUAGAAGUCCCAGAAUAAUUUAUACAAAUGGUUCCAAUGAGCAACUAGUGACCAGGCAAGCAUUAGCAAUUUCUAUUC
Messenger RNA from Theobroma cacao (cacao), 2311 nucleotides. RefSeq names its product ENTH/VHS family protein. The record is from RefSeq and is a predicted model, not a curated record. Gene Ontology annotation, molecular function: RNA polymerase II complex binding. Lineage: Eukaryota; Viridiplantae; Streptophyta; Magnoliopsida; Malvales; Malvaceae. Gene Ontology annotation, biological process: mRNA 3'-end processing.